AUGCACGCACACUGGCUAAUACUGUAUGGGCUCCUUCAAGCUGGACUGUCCCAUGGCGCAUACAUAUGGCCCUCAGAACAUGAUUUCCUCGAGGACAUCCUGUAUUUGCAGUCAGGCUACAUCCACUUUGGUUUCAUUGAUGGGGUGAGUCCAUGUUCCUUUGGAACAAAUAUUGAGGGACGCCAAAAUGCAGCAGAAUGGAUACGCACAGCGUAUCACGACAUGUCUACCCACGAUGCGGCGGCUGGAACUGGCGGACUUGAUGCAUCGAUCUUGUUUGAGCUGGAUAGGGAAGAGAACCCAGGAUCGGCCUUUAACAACACUUUCGGCUUUUUGUCCAACUUCUACACUAGUCGAUCCGGUGCUGCAGAUCUCCUGGCAAUGUCAGUUGUGAUAGCCACUGGGUCGUGCGGAGGGCUUGCGAUACCGUUCCGAGCUGGCAGGAUUGAUGCAGCUGAAGCUGGACCCGUCGGCGUCCCUGAACCACAGCAAGAUCUUACUACGCAUAUUAAUAGAUUUGCGACAGCCGGGUUCAACAUUAGUGACAUGAUCACGAUGGUGGCAUGUGGGCAUACCUUGGGAGGAAUUCACGGGGAAGAUUUUCCUGAAGUUACCGGAAACGGUACUAUUGGACAAGUUUCUCACUUCGAGGGCAGCAUCGGGACGUCUUUCGCAAAGUUUGACAACGCGGUGGUCACUCAAUAUCUAGACGACUCUACUGAGAAUCCGUUGGUUGUGGGGACGAAUGAAACCAUGAACUCUGACAAGCGCGUGUUUGGGGCCGAUGCAAACCAAACCAUGAAUGUGCUGGUGGACGAAACAGUCUUCCAGACAAAGUGUGAGAACAUUCUAGAGAGAAUGAUCAACACUGUACCAGCGACAGUGACACUCAGCGACCCGCUCGACCCAAUCGAUAUCAAACCAUACAUUACCCUUAUGGCUCUAAAUAGCAACGGAACGAUCGACUUCCAAGGAAGGGUUCGCCUGAGGGUUACAUCAAGCACCGGCCGCGACUACAACGACAUCGGUAUGAACCUCACUUACACCGACAGAUAUGGCGUCUACUCAUCAAAUGUGAUUACGACAUCUCAAGGAAGAUACCAAGGAGGGUUAUCAUCUGGGCUUUUCGGCGAACUGUUUGCGUGGUUUGAAUUCAGUACAGUCCUUGACCCAAAAUAUGGGAUCAGUGCAUUCAAUGUUCACUUGAUAACCCUAUCUACAGGGCUGUCAACGACGUACGCAAAUGGGGGUCGGGGAUUCCCUGCGCGAGAUGAUAUUCUGUACCAGCAGCCACAGUCAUGUGUGGACAUAUCAGCUGUUGACGGAUCCUCGACUUUAACUAUCUCUGCAGCUGUCAGAACGGAAGAAGCAAACGAAACGGUUGCCUUGGAUCUUGUACAAUCAACACGGAGACAGGGCAUUAUAUUGGAUGCCUUGAACGUUGAGACAACAUCGCUCCAGAAGACUACGCAGGUUGUGGGGGAUUACUCGAUUUUCAGUCUUCAGAUACCAAUGAACAACAUAGGCACGACUUUUGAUCUUGUGCUCCGUACGACAUAUGAAGUCAGGAUAAGGAGUCAAAACACAAGAUUGUUGAUUGGCACGACCUGUCAGGCUUUAUGA
Molecule: messenger RNA, 1623 nt
Organism: Truncatella angustata
Lineage: Eukaryota; Fungi; Ascomycota; Sordariomycetes; Amphisphaeriales; Sporocadaceae
Product: WSC domain-containing protein
Exons: 2
Coding region: 1-1623 (540 amino acids)
Biological process (GO): response to reactive oxygen species; cellular response to oxidative stress; hydrogen peroxide catabolic process
Molecular function (GO): heme binding; peroxidase activity
Source: RefSeq, a predicted model, not a curated record